Cylicostephanus goldi is the source of this 570-nucleotide messenger RNA. The record is from the annotation of a GenBank genome assembly. Lineage: Eukaryota; Metazoa; Nematoda; Chromadorea; Rhabditida; Strongylidae.
AUGCCUGGUGUAGAAGCUGUGGUAAUCGGAGAAAAUAAAGAAUGCCUGGAAUGCAAUGAAGUUGGAGAACUUGCACUGAGAUCUCCAUCAAUGAUGGUGGGAUACUACGAUCAUAGCGACUUUUCCUUAAUACGCGUCUCACAUCAAGUUGCAUAUUUGAAUUUAUUUUACCAUUUCAUAAUCAACCCUGACGGCUGGCUCCACACUGGCGACUUGGCUCGCAUCGAUGAAGACGGAUUCGUCUACAUUGUUGGAAGAGUUAAGGACAUGAUAAAAGUACGAGGAUGGCAGGUGAAUCCCUACGAAAUCGAGGAAGCCAUAAAGGAGCACUUUGCCGAUGUCAAGGAUUGUGCUGUCGUUGGUGUCGAGUAUGGAGCCGAUGGUCAUCGUCCGAAAGCCUUUGUUGUCGGAGAUGUUGACAGAAACGAUAUCAUAAAUUUUGUCAAAGAGCGCUUCAUUUCCUACAAACAUCUAUGUGGAGUAGAAAUUUUGAAUGAGAUACCAAGGACACCAUCUGGGAAAAUCAUGCGAGCGAAGUUGUCAGGAUGUCUGAACCCAUUGUUAGGAUAA